CCUGAUUUGCAAGAAAGGCGAAGGCAAGGGUUGACGGACGUCAGAUCCAGGAAUCACCAUCGACUGAACGCUGUGACUAAGAGCCUGGAAACCUGUCAAUGAUCAUCAUGACGAGGUGGUGGAAAGCGGCGCCCUGUUCCUAUGCGGUGAAUGCUGGGUUUACGCUGGUGGUUCUUCUCCUGACUUGCAUUCAACAGGUCCAAACGAGCGAGAAAGUGUCCAACGUCGAAGCCAACGCCUCGGCCAAGUCGUGCGGGGGCUCCUACAAGUGCACAGAGGGGGUGAUCCUGCCCAUCUGGUACCCCCAGGACCCCUCGGUGGGCGACAAGGUGGCCAGGGCCAUCGUCUACUUCGUGGCCAUGAUCUACAUGUUCCUGGGCGUCUCCAUCAUCGCCGACCGCUUCAUGUCGUCGAUCGAGGUGAUCACCUCGCAGGAGCGGGAGAUCACGGUGAAGAAGCCCAACGGCGAGACCACCACCACCACCGUGCGGCUGUGGAACGAGACCGUGUCCAACCUGACGCUGAUGGCGCUGGGCUCCUCGGCGCCGGAGAUCCUGCUGUCGGUCAUCGAGGUGUGCGGCCACGGCUUCCGGGCCGGCGAGCUGGGCCCCAGCACCAUCGUGGGCAGCGCGGCCUUCAACACCUUCGUGAUCAUCGCCAUCUGCGUGCACGUGGUGCCGGACGGCGAGAUCCGCCGCAUCAAGCACCUGCGCGUCUUCUUCGUCACCGCCGCCUGGAGCAUCUUCGCCUACGCCUGGCUCUACCUGAUCCUGGCCGUCAUCUCGCCCGGGGUGGUGGAGCUCUGGGAGAGCCUGCUCACCUUCGUCUUCUUCCCCGUCUGCGUCGUCAUGGCCUGGGUGGCCGACCGCCGCCUCCUCUUCUACAAGUACAUGUACAAGAAGUACCGGGCCGGCCGCCACCGCACCAUCAUCAUCGAGACCGAGGCCGAGCGGCCCGGCUCCUCCUCCGCCGCCGCCGCCUCCGCCUCGUCCGCGUCCUCGGCCAAGGUGGACAUCGAGAUGGACGGCAAGGUGCUCAACUCGCUGCAGGAGGGCGGCGCGGGCGCCGCCUCGUCCUCAUCCUCCCCCGCCGCCGGGCCCGAGGUGACCCUGGACGGGGCCGGGGCCGGGGCCGGAGCCGGAGGAGGGGCCGCCGGAGCCUCCGCCAAGGACCAGGAGGAGGAGUCGAGGCGGGAGAUGGCCCGCAUCCUGAAGGAGCUGAAGCAGAAGCACCCGGACAAGGAGAUGGAGCAGCUGAUCGAGCUGGCCAACUACCAGGUGCUGAGCCAGCAGGCCAAGAGCCGCGCCUUCUACCGCAUCCAGGCCACCCGCCUCAUGAUCGGCGCCGGCAACAUCCUCAAGCGGCACGCCGCCGACCAGGCCCGCAAGGCCGUCUCCAUGCAAGAGGUGCGGGCCGAGGUGAACGAGGGCCCCGUCAGCCGCGUCUACUUCGACCCCGGCAGCUACCAGUGCCUGGAGAACUGCGGCUCGGUGGCCCUGACCGUGGUGCGGCGGGGCGGCGACCUGACCAACACCGUCACCGUGGACUACCGCACCGAGGACGGCACCGCCAACGCCGGCUCCGACUACGAGUUCACCGAGGGCAGCCUGGUCUUCAAGCCGGGCGAGACGCACAAGGAGAUCCUGGUGGGGAUUAUCGACGACGACAUCUUCGAGGAGGACGAGAACUUCUGCGUCCACCUCAGCAACCUGCGCGUGGGCGUGGGCCUGGGCGGCGGCGGCGCCGGCGCCGGCACGGCUGGCAGCGGGAGCGGGAACCAGCAGCCGGCCGUGGCGUCUACGCCUGCGUCCGGGCCGGGCCCGGCUACCGCGCAGGCGCCAUCGCCCAAGCCCGGAGGAGGCGGCGACGCCAAUGACGCAGCCUCAGUCUCGAGCGCUGCGGCCGUCACCACCCACACAAGCGCCGCUGCCGCCGCCGCCAAUCACGUGGCCGCCUCCACCGCCGAGAUCGCGUGCCUGUGCGCGCCCUCCACCGCCAACGUCACCAUCUUCGACGACGACCACGCCGGUAUCUUCACCUUCGAGGAGAAGGUGACGCACGUGAGCGAGAGCGUGGGCGUGAUGGAGGUGAAGGUCCUGAGGGCGUCGGGAGCGCGCGGCGCCGUCGUCGUGCCCUACCGGACCAUCGAGGGCAGCGCCCGGGGAGGCGGCGAGGACUUUGAGGACACGGCCGGAGAGCUCGAGUUCGACAACGACGAGAUUGUCAAGACAAUAGAAAUCAGAGUAAUUGAUGAUGAGGAGUAUGAAAAAAACAAGAACUUCUUCAUUGAGAUUGGGGAGCCACGCUUGGUGGAGAUGAGUGAGAAGAAAGCCUUGUUGUUGAAUGAGCUAGGACCCUUCACAAAGACAGCAAAAUACUUCAGUGGCCAUGCUAUCUACAGGAAGGUUCAUUUUAGGGACAAUCCGAUUCCAUCUACUGUCAUCUGCUUUGCAGGUGAUACUGAAGAUAAUCAGGCCAUAGCAAAUAAAAAUGAGGAAGAACGGCGGAUAGCUGAAAUGGGCCGUCCUGUCCUCGGAGAAAAUACAAAGUUAGAAAUCAUAAUUGAAGAAUCCUAUGAAUUUAAGAAUACUGUGGACAAACUGAUCAAGAAGACAAAUUUAGCCUUGGUUGUGGGGACUAACAGUUGGAGGGAUCAGUUUAUUGAAGCUGUCACUGUGAGUGCUGGGGAAGAUGAUGACGAUGAUGAAUGUGCUGAGGAGAAACUGCCUUCCUGUUUUGAUUACGUGAUGCACUUUCUGACCGUCUUCUGGAAAGUUCUUUUUGCUAUUGUACCGCCUACGGAGUACUGGAAUGGCUGGGCCUGCUUUGUAGUAUCCAUUUUUGUGAUUGGCAUCCUAACUGCUGUUAUUGGUGACUUGGCUUCCCAUUUUGGCUGUACCAUUGGACUGAAGGACUCUGUUACUGCAGUAGUGUUUGUUGCAUUGGGAACCUCUGUUCCAGAUACCUUUGCCAGCAAAGUAGCUGCAAUUCAAGACCAGUAUGCUGAUGCUUCUAUCGGUAAUGUGACCGGGAGCAACGCUGUGAAUAUUUUCUUAGGAAUUGGUGUAGCCUGGACAGUUGCAGCAAUCUAUUGGAAUGCUCAGGGAAAGGAUUUUGUGGUGCUGCCUGGAAAUCUGGCCUUUUCAGUCACUCUCUAUACCAUAUUUGCUUUUGUAAACUUUGGUGUGUUACUGUACCGAAGGAAGCCAGAAAUUGGUGGUGAGUUGGGUGGACCACGGACUGCCAAGAUUAUAACCUCAGCAUCAUUCACUCUGCUUUGGUUAAUGUACAUUCUUCUCUCAUCUCUGGAGGCCUAUUGCUACAUAAAGGGCUUCUAAUAGUCAACAGAACAUGAACAAAAUGGACGUUUAGUAUUUCACUCACCUGCUGAUGGAAUGCUAACUUCUGAGAGAAUUCCUUUUACUAGGUAGAAGUGGAUCUCACAGUGUUCCAUCUGCAGGGGCAUCAUAACAACAAAGGCUAUGAAUGUGGGGCUCAAUCUGCUGCUGUACAGAUAAAUAUACCAAAUGGGAAAUAUUUUUUAUUGAGAAUAAAGAGCCUAAAACAAUAUUUACCCACAGUAGCAUGCCCUCAUCCAUUCAUGGAAUGAUGCCUCUGUACUAAUGUGACUGUUUGAGAUCAAGUUGCUUAACACACAAGAAAAAUGGCUCGUCCCGUUAUUUCAUUUUGUUUUGGAUCUGCGUGCCCUACACUUCAUUUAAGACAAUGUGUGCUGACAGCUCCUGAUUAAAAUCCAGUGUUGUCAACAUUUUGGAGUUUUUGGUUUAAUUUAAUUUGGGUUCCUUAGUAAAAAUGCACAGAAUAUGCGUAACUGCUAGACAUUUACCCAUACACUGUGUCAUUUGUUAUUUUUGUACAAUAGUGUUAAAUGUGAUACUGUAAUGCUGUGCAUGGUUAAGACAUGUGUCCUGUAUGUAAUAUAAAUAUGUCACCAAUCUCAAGACCUACCGUGUAAUGUUUAUUAUUAGGAAUUGCUUGUUGCAUUUAGUGAGGGGAAAGAGCUGUAGCUUUCACCUAAAAUUUACCACAUUCACUUAGAAAUAUUUCUAAGUGGCACUGUUGGAACUAGCACCUUCACAAAAACAUACUUGAUCUAUAAAUAUGACUUUUUUAACUUAGAAAUUGAAUGACGUGUUUUAAAAUUGUUCAGGGUCAUUUGUUAGAGUUUUAUUUAAAAUGUCAGUAUUGUUAUUUCUGAUGUCUAGUUGCUUUUGUUGCUGUCAGUGUUGUGGCACAAUAAAUCAGGAAGACAGUGUAAUUGGGAUGGUGCAUUUAAAUUAACCCGAGCAGAAAGACUAUUACUGCGCAUGUUAACAUCAUUAAGUAGGCGUCAAGAAUAUUGCUGUAGCAAUCAACAAAUUCAUUACCGCUGCCAGUUUUUAGGGUCAUUCUUGUAAGUACUGUCCGAUACGUCAAAUGCCAAUUCACAAGCUUCUGGUAGAGUUUCUGGUACAAGAAAUGCACAUUCCAAAUGCUGGCCGUACCACAUGGCAUUAUAUUUUGCAAAUAAACACUUCAGUUGAGCUCUUGAUUGAAAAACUGCAGACAAGUUAUAUGUGGAAUCAAUGAUAUAUGCAAGAUAAGAACUCAAUAAGAAUCUAUUGAAGCAAAAAAGAUUAUGCAAACAAUUUCUUAUGAGCCACAACUUCAGGUUUAGAAGGCUCAACGAAUAAAGAGUUAAGUGGAAUGUUACCUGUAAGCUGCACAUCUGUGCAGCAACCCAAAAGUUCCCAAGCAGGUCACAGACAAGUUAACCCCUUUAAGUUAUACAUGUGCAGGGGCCACGCUAAAAAAUUUAAAGGGGCUGCAAAUUAAAUAAUUCACCCACGAACUCCAAAAUCAAAUUAGAGGGUAUGUUGGUUAAAUGUAGUAAAUGUUUUCCUCCUAUUUUUAGUUUGCUCUGUACUUAAAUGACAUAAAGGUAAACGUUCAAAUUUGGUACCAGUUUGAGCCAAUUUAUCAUUUGAAAGCAGGCUACACUUCAUGACUAGACUGUGGAUAUUUAAUACAUAAUCAUCACAGAAACAUAGACAGACCCAUCCUGAAGUGUCAUGCAUUAUUUGUACACAAACAGAACACACACGUCGUAGAGGACUCUAUUGUGUGCCAACUUGUUGCUUUUUCAGUAACCACACCUUGUGAUACUUAACCCUUAUCUCUCAGACCAACUAUUUCUCCCUUCAAACUGAUAAAAGAUUCUGCUCCAUAAUUAAAGAACA
Carcharodon carcharias (great white shark) is the source of this 5240-nucleotide messenger RNA. Its product is annotated as sodium/calcium exchanger 1-like. Lineage: Eukaryota; Metazoa; Chordata; Chondrichthyes; Lamniformes; Lamnidae. The transcript is spliced from 11 exons. Gene Ontology annotation, biological process: sodium ion transmembrane transport; cell communication; calcium ion import across plasma membrane. Gene Ontology annotation, cellular component: postsynapse; axon; sarcolemma. The coding region runs from base 99 to 3338 and encodes 1079 amino acids. The record is from RefSeq and is a predicted model, not a curated record. Gene Ontology annotation, molecular function: calcium:sodium antiporter activity.